Molecule: messenger RNA, 276 nt
Organism: Didymodactylos carnosus
Lineage: Eukaryota; Metazoa; Rotifera; Eurotatoria; Philodinida; Philodinidae
Source: the annotation of a GenBank genome assembly
AUGUAUAUGAAACAAUUGCUCAUGAGUACUACAAAAGAUAUAAGAUUACCAUUAGGCUAUGACAAAACAAUAUAUAAUCAGCAAGAACAACGGAAUACAAUGCAGCGUAAUGGUGGAGGUGGUACGAGUCAACAACAAGUGACAGUAGAAGCAAAUAACGCAGAUAAAGAUGGAGGUGAAGAUGAAGAACAAAAUGUCGAUGAUGAACAAGAGGAAACCAGAGAAGUAAAGUCAUUACAUAAGGUAAUUACGUUAAUAUCAUUUCUUAUGGACUAA